UCCUAUCGAAACGUCGGCAUAUCGAAACGACGGCCAAUCGAAAUUGUUCAUUGAAGUCGAGAAAAAAAAUAAUAUAUAAUAAUAGAAUAUUUCACCGUGAUAAUAUUGCCAAGCAUUGUUUUCCGCGUCUUCGCCGUCGGUAAUUGGGCAACUUUCAAAACGACCACAAAUCCAGUGCUCGAAGGGCCCCGAACAGCCGGAUAAACGGCACCAGAAACGAGACAUCAUCGACAGGCCAACCACAACGACAGCCCAACCACAUCCACAAAUCCACAGCCAAAUCCAAAUCCAAAACCGAAUCCCAAUCCGAAUCAAAGCCCAUUUCGAUUGAAAAGACAGCGUAGCAGCCAGCGGAAUGCCACUGUUUGGGAAGUCGCAGAAGUCGCCAGUGGAGCUGGUCAAGUCGCUAAAGGAGGCGAUCAACGCCCUGGAGGCGGGCGACCGCAAGGUGGAGAAGGCGCAGGAGGACGUCAGCAAGAACCUGGUCUCGAUCAAGAACAUGCUCUACGGGAGCAGUGACGCCGAGCCGCCGGCGGACUAUGUGGUGGCCCAGCUGUCGCAGGAGCUGUACAACAGCAACCUGCUGCUGUUGCUCAUCCAGAACCUGCACCGCAUCGACUUCGAGGGCAAGAAGCAUGUGGCGCUCAUAUUCAACAAUGUGCUGCGCCGCCAAAUUGGCACCCGUUCGCCCACCGUCGAGUAUAUCUGCACGAAGCCGGAGAUUCUGUUCACCCUGAUGGCCGGCUACGAGGAUGCGCAUCCGGAGAUCGCCCUGAACUCCGGCACAAUGCUGAGGGAGUGCGCCCGAUACGAGGCGCUGGCCAAGAUAAUGCUGCACUCCGACGAGUUCUUCAAGUUUUUCCGCUACGUGGAGGUGUCCACCUUCGACAUUGCCAGCGAUGCCUUCUCAACGUUCAAGGAGCUGCUCACGCGCCACAAGCUGCUGUGCGCCGAGUUCCUGGACGCUAACUACGACAAGUUCUUCUCGCAGCACUACCAGCGGCUGCUUAACUCGGAAAACUAUGUGACGCGGCGCCAGAGCUUGAAGCUGCUGGGAGAACUGCUGCUGGACCGGCACAACUUCACCGUGAUGACGCGCUACAUCUCCGAGCCGGAGAACCUCAAGCUGAUGAUGAACAUGCUCAAGGAGAAGUCGCGCAACAUACAGUUCGAGGCGUUUCACGUCUUCAAGGUGUUUGUGGCGAAUCCCAACAAGCCGAAGCCCAUCCUGGACAUCCUGCUGCGCAACCAGACGAAGCUGGUCGACUUUCUGACCAACUUCCACACGGAUCGCUCCGAGGACGAGCAGUUCAACGACGAGAAGGCCUAUCUGAUCAAGCAGAUAAAGGAGCUGAAGCCGCUGCCCGAGGCUUAGUUGGACCUGGACCUUGGCUCCAACUUCAGCUCCAACUCCAGAUCCAGAUCCAGCGUCCCGGGGGCAAAAGGACCGUAGCCAGAAGCGAUCGAUACGGAAGCAGAAGCAGAAACAGCGAGAGCGAGAGCGAGAGCGAUGGUGGGUUAGCAGGAUGUGAACAUGUUUUGUGUGUGGGUUAAAGCAAAUAUAUAUUAUAUAUGUAUACUAUAUUUUGUGACGAUGAUGACUCUACACUUGUGAGUAACUAAACAAUAAUUUAGACAACAACAACAACACUGAUGAUAAUGAUAAAUAACGAUAAAGCGAAUUAGAAAACCAAGAAAAAGUACGAGUAAAUAGCGUAAAGCCGAAAAAA
This is a messenger RNA of Drosophila suzukii, 1730 nucleotides long. RefSeq names its product calcium binding protein Mo25 (gene Mo25). The record is from RefSeq and is a predicted model, not a curated record. Gene Ontology annotation, molecular function: protein serine/threonine kinase activator activity. Gene Ontology annotation, biological process: intracellular signal transduction. Lineage: Eukaryota; Metazoa; Arthropoda; Insecta; Diptera; Drosophilidae.